AUGAAUGCAUUUUUUGACGGUUAUGAUCAUGCUAAGACAAAUUUGAAAGAAUUUUUCAACCAGUUUGACAACGCACUAAAAAACAAAAUUGAGAAUGAAACUGUCGCAGACUUCCACUCAUUUAGGGUCUCAAUUCCUUGUAUAUCUAGAUCCCCAAUUAAAAAGAGAUUUCAAGAAUUGUACAUGAAUGCUAAAUUCAGGGAAGUUCAACAACAAACUACCGGCAUUAUUGAUAUGGAUCCAAAGUUAUUUAGGCAUAAUGGUACAAUAAAGACCUAUCAUGUAGAGGAUGAAAUUCAUGUGGAAGAGUUCACUAAGCUGGUUACACACUAUGUGGACUUUAGUGAGGAGGAUACAGCUGCAAAGUGUUCAGGUGGGUUGUGGAUAUUGUGUAGGCACAUUUUGGCAGUAUUCAAAUGUAACGGGAUUAAGUCUGUGCCAAAUACAUACAUUUUAGAUCGAUGGAGGAAGGACAUGAAAAGGAGGUACACGUUAAUCCAUUCCAACUAUGAAACUAGGGAUCAUCGGGCAUAUUCUAAUAGAUAUUCAAGUCUGUUGAAUACCUGUUAUCAGAUGAUUACUAAUGUUGCGUGUUCGAGUCACCAUACUGAGGAUGCAACUACAAAAUUGUAUGCAAUGAUUGACUUAUAUCGUGCCAACCAAGAACCCCCAUCGAUAACCCUAACGGGUGUGAAUGUUGGUUGUACAACUGCUUGUCCAACUACAAUUGGUAGUUCAAAGCAUGUACUCAAUCCGAACGCUAUGAGAGGGAAAGACAGACCCUCAUCUAUGAGGAGAGCACUGAGGAUGGAGAAAGACACGCAAAAAGUUAAAACAAAGAUGAAGAGAGCACCAGUGAAGGGGAAAUGCAAACAUCGAGAUGGAGGAGAUACAACAGUCGUGGACACUUGUAGGUGGUUAUUUGGCCCUUCAGAGAUGGAUACUCCCAAUGUUGAACAAGUCUAG
Molecule: messenger RNA, 966 nt
Organism: Juglans regia (Persian walnut)
Lineage: Eukaryota; Viridiplantae; Streptophyta; Magnoliopsida; Fagales; Juglandaceae
Product: protein FAR1-RELATED SEQUENCE 5-like
Exons: 2
Coding region: 1-966 (321 amino acids)
Source: RefSeq, a predicted model, not a curated record